CUGUCUACUGAGAUAGAGAGGGCGUCUGUGCAAUUUAACUCCCACGUAGUUCAAACAUGUCUUCAGUGGGACUGGAGAUACUUGGGGUGACUCUGUCUGUCCUGGGAUGGAUCUCAGCCAUCGUAUCUUGCGCCUUGCCCAUGUGGAGAGUCUCAGCUUUCAUUGGGGUGAACAUAGUCACAGCCCAGAUCACCUGGGAGGGCAUUUGGAUGAACUGCGUGGUCCAGAGCACAGGUCAGAUGCAGUGUAAAAUCCACGACUCCAUGUUGGCUCUAAGCGCCGACCUUCAGGCAGCCCGUGCCCUCACUAUCAUCUCCAUCGUGGUGGGCAUUGUGGGAGUCCUGGUGGCCAUUAUGGGGGCGAAGUGCACCAACUGUGUGGACAACGAGACAGCUAAGGCGCGGGUGAUGAUAGCUGCUGGGGUGGCCUUCAUCUUUGCUUCUCUGUCCCAGCUGAUCCCUGUGUCAUGGUCUGCCCAUACUAUCAUCAUGGAGUUCUACAAUCCGCUCAUACCUGAGGCACAAAAGAGAGAGAUGGGUGCAGCUCUGUACCUGGGCUGGGCUGCAGCCGCAUUUCUGCUAAUCGGAGGGGGCAUCCUCUGCUCCAGUUGCCCCCCACAACCUGAGAAAAGGUACGGGCCUCCGUCAAAGACAAUGUACUCACAAACCAGGUCAAUCGCCCCAAGUGGCUACAAUAGGAGAAACUAUGUCUGAACUCGCACCUGCUGCUUUCUCACACCACCUGCCAUCUUGGAAAAGACUGCUCAAAGAGAACUGGAGAGGACAGUCACGUUUUAAUAGCUUAUACGAAUGGGUAGUCGUGUUGAGAUGGAGAAAAAGCUGAUAUUCAUGCCACUAUAUAUGACCUUUUGAACAAAGACUAUAUCAAACUUGUUUUCCUUUGUUAAUUUUGUUUUUGUGCAACUUUGUCACUGUUGGGAGGCUAACAACUGUGCAUUGGUGCUGUGGUGUGCACUUCAUCUUAUACUUUAUAAAAUGAAUUGUAUACUUUAUUACCCAAAUUUAAAGAACAGGUGAUUCUGCGAUUGUACUUUUUUUUCUGUGUUGACUGUGUAUGUGUGACACAAAGAACCUUCAGGUUUGAUUAAGAGGUUUGAGGUGGUGCAUCAUGUGAAACCACAUAAUGCAUUUUUUUUUAUCUAUACAUUUUGCAAAUCAGCUCAUCUGAAAUUUUGUAAUGAUUGACAU
Xiphias gladius (swordfish) is the source of this 1208-nucleotide messenger RNA. Its product is annotated as claudin-4-like. Gene Ontology annotation, molecular function: structural molecule activity. The transcript has a single exon. Gene Ontology annotation, biological process: cell adhesion; bicellular tight junction assembly. Lineage: Eukaryota; Metazoa; Chordata; Actinopteri; Istiophoriformes; Xiphiidae. Gene Ontology annotation, cellular component: plasma membrane; bicellular tight junction. The coding region runs from base 57 to 713 and encodes 218 amino acids. The record is from RefSeq and is a predicted model, not a curated record.